This is a messenger RNA of Staurois parvus, 448 nucleotides long. The record is from the annotation of a GenBank genome assembly. NCBI's taxonomy places the organism in Eukaryota, Metazoa, Chordata, Amphibia, Anura, Ranidae.
GGGGGAGACCGGAUAUAGUGAAUGCAGGGUCUGGGGAGAGCGGAUAUAGUGAAUGCAGGGUCCGGGGAGAGCGGAUAUAGUGAAUGCAGGGUCCGGGGGAGAGCGGAUAUAGUGAAUGCAGGGUCCAGGGAGAGAGCGGAUAUAGUGAAUGCAGGGUCCGGGGAGAGCGGAUAUAGUGAAUGCAGGGUCCGGGGAGAGCGGAGUUAUAGUGAAUGCGGGGUCCGGGGAGAGCGGAUAUAGUGAAUGCAGGGUCCGGGGAGAGCGGAUAUAGUGAAUGCAGGGGUCCGGGGAGAGCGGAUAUAGUGAAUGCAGGGUCCAGGGAGAGCGGAUAUAGUGAAUGCAGGGUCCGGGGAGAGCGGAUAUAGUGAAUGCCGGGUCCAGGGAGACCGGAUAUAUUGAAUGCAGGGUCCGGGGAGAGCGGAUAUAGUGAAUGCAGGGUCUGGGGAGA